This is a messenger RNA of Alexandromys fortis (reed vole), 1680 nucleotides long. It is a transcript of the gene Tekt5, whose product is annotated as tektin 5. The record is from RefSeq and is a predicted model, not a curated record. NCBI's taxonomy places the organism in Eukaryota, Metazoa, Chordata, Mammalia, Rodentia, Cricetidae. Gene Ontology annotation, cellular component: nucleus; sperm flagellum; microtubule cytoskeleton. The transcript is spliced from 7 exons. Bases 1 to 1680 code for a protein of 559 amino acids. Gene Ontology annotation, biological process: cilium assembly; cilium movement involved in cell motility.
AUGGAGUUUCUAGGAACCACUCAGACAGCCAGUUACUGUGGCCCCAAGAAAGACUGUGGCAUGCAGAUGCUGCCCCCUGCUGGGCAGGGCCCUAUAAUACAGGAGUGCUACCAACCCUAUCAUUUGCCCGGUUACCGCUACCUGAAUGCGUGGAAACCCAGCGUCUUCUACAAGAUUGCCACCACCCAGUCAUGCCCAGAGGAAUGCCAAGGCGCCCGGCGUCCGCCCACCAUCCUGCCCUCACUCCGCUCCGCGCUCUUCUGUCGCUACACCCCACGCGACUGGGACCGCUCCAACGAGCUGCAGAUCAGGGGCGCAGAAGCCUCACGACUCUGGGCCAGCCGGCUGACUGGCGACUCCCUGCGGAUCAUGCAGGAUAAGGACCAGCUAACGCGCCAGAUGCAGGAAGGGACCUCCCGGAACCUGGGCCAGAGGCUAUCCGACAUCGGCUUCUGGAAGUCCGAGUUGUGCUAUGAGCUGGACAGGCUUCGGACAGAGAACAACAGCAUGGACACCAUCAAGAGGCGCUUGGAGUGCGCAGCCCAGGAGGUGAACUGUCCUCUGCAGGUAGCCCUGGAAUGUCUGUACAAUCGGGAGAAAAGGAUCGGAAUAGACCUUGUCCACGACAACGUUGAGAAAAACCUUAUCCGGGAAGUAGAUUUACUAAAAUGUUGCCAAGAUCAGAUGAGAAAAUUAGCUAAACGAGUCGAUUUCCAGAUGCGAGAUAACCGGGAUGCUCAGCAUGCCCUAGAGCGGGACAUCGAGGACAAGACCUCGGCCCAGUGUAUUGAUGAGGGGUGUUUUAACCUGAGAAACACAUCCGACGCCAUCAGCUUCUUCCAUGGCAUGGAGAAGUUUGACGGAACGGUCUCUGUUCCUGAAACCUGGGCCAAGUUCAGUAAUGACAACAUUAGACACUCUCAGAACAUGCGGGCCAACUCUAUCCGGCUGCGAGAGGAGGCAGAACACCUGUUCGAGACCUUGUCAGACCAGAUGUGGAAGCAAUUCACCAACACCAACCUAGCCUUCAGUGCUCGCAUCUCGGAGGAGACAGAUGUGAAGAACAAACUCCAGACGCAGCUGGCUAAGACACUACAGGAGAUCUUCCAGGCAGAGAACACCAUCAUGUUGCUGGAGAGGGCCAUCAUGGCCAAGGAGUGCCCACUGAAGGUGGCGCAGACCAGGCUGGCGUGCAGGACCCGACGGCCUAACGUGGAGCUCUGCAGGGACAUCCCACAGUUCAAGCUCGUGAACGAAGUUUUCACUAUAGACGACACCCUACAGACGCUCAGGCUGAGGCUGCGGGAGACACAAGACACGCUACAGAUGCUGGUGAUGACCAAGUCUCGGCUGGAGCACGAGCUGGCCAUCAAAGCCAAUACCUUAUGCAUCGACAAGGAGAAGUGCAUGCGCAUGCGCAAGGUCUUCCCCAGCACGCCCCGCCUGGUGGGUUAUACCAGCUCUGGGGUCUGCCCAGGCCAUUGCGCCAGCCUCGUCCCUUGUGUCAGCCCCGCCCCCUGCGGCAGGCCCCCUGGCGGAGGCUCCUCACUUUGUGGAGGCCCCGCCCCUUGCGGGGGUUCCGCCCCUUGUGGGGGAUCCGCCCCUUGUGGAAACUCUUCGGGCUGUGCUGGCUCUGCGUCUUGUUCCUGCUCAGGCUCCUGCUUUGCGCCGGUUUGCUAA